GUGUAAAAGAUGAGUUAUCUGAGCCUUUUUGGCAAGUCAUGCUUCUGUUCACGUACUUCUAACUGCAACAUUGUUUUUUAUCUGCACUUUGUGUCUCUUGCAUGAAAUAACUCUGUUUCUAUUGUGAAAAUGUUGAGAGUCGGACCGUUUCAAGUGGGAACUGACUAUCUUCUGUUGUUGUAUACCCUCAUGAUUAUCAUCAUUUUCCCAGUGCUCAAUAUCCUUCCCUGUCGUCCUUACCUUUUUUUCCUUAUGUCGUGACUCAUUGGGUCUUUUUCUUCACUUUUGCCUGAGGUGUACAUAGGAUUGAACACGUCCAUGUCAUCUGUAAUGGUCUUUGUUGUCUCGAUGCUUGCGGGUAUUUGUUCACGGGACACCUGUUCUAACAUGAUCAUGUUCUCCCUGUCAGGUAAACUAAUUUUCAGGAAGGUCCAGUACUCCAAAGGAUGGGCCUAAUUAGUGAGUUUUCUUUCUUUCCUUUGUCUGAUGUCUUGUACAACUCUCCCAUGUUCCUUUCCCUUUUGGCAACUAAAAGUGCCUUUCCCCAUUGUUUCCAUUUCCUUAGAAAUGUAGCUGGUGCUUUUCAUGGAUUCACAAGGUUGAUUACUCGUAAGUCUGUCUUGUAGUGCCAUAGCUAAAGUCUUGAAUUAUCAGGUGCCCUCCUUUCCCUUUCCUCACAUGUAAUCGAAAGGCAGCCCCCCAUGAAAACAGGUGUAUGCUCGUCGUAUUUGCUGGACAGACCAUAGCCCUCUGAGCUGCCAUGUACUGAAGUGGCAAAAACUGUCUAUCCUAAGUUUGCUGGGAAACACCAUGUCCCAUUUGAACAAUGGAGAGCAUUAACUAGCAUGAUAAUUGUUAAGCUUAGUUUUCUAUUUAGUUUUUUGUGCCCCCUUAUUAGAAUCUAUACUCUCCAUGAUUAUCAAAUUUGCUUCAUGAUGGCAAUGACCAACGGAUGUUUGUCUGCUACUUUCUUGCAGGAACCGUAACCUUUUCUGCCGAGAGAUAGUCUAAGGUAAACACAAAUUGCUUACAGUAACUUGCUACACAUUGCUUUGAUAUCUGCUCUGCAUUCACAGUUCCCUUGUGGAUCAAUAGACCACUGCCAGAAAACAACAUCAUUGAAUCAGUUUAUAGAGUUUCAAGAAUCUGCUAGGAAAAUAUUGCUUCUGGAGCAGUUCCAGGUUGCAUAGAGAAGUUAAAUGAGUCUAAAAAAUCUGCUAUCGAGUUGCAGUGCCUUAGAGGGUAGUUUCGAGAGAAUGAACAUGAGAACCCUACCAGUCCCAUUAGGAAAAAUAUGGUUACGCGGGAACUAAUCGUACUGUAUAAUACGGCAUUGAUUUGAUGGGUAGUUAAGUGAAGCAACGUAACCAUGGAACUGCAUUAUUGCAAAAAUACAUUAUGAUGGAGAGACAACCUUGACUACAAACUGUCACAACCUAACCUUGUCGAUGAGGAAAAGAACUGGGAGCUAGAGAACGAAGGAGUUUUGCCACGUUUUGAAUGGCUCUUUUAGGCGCACCACUAAACUACAAAGGGAUAGUGGCUAUGGCUUGGGGCUGUAUAUAAUAGGUGGUCGACUGGUUAAAUAGAGAAAUGUAGGUUGUAUAGUAAACAAUGAUGAAUGGUCAAUAUAGACUGGAAGUAGACAUGUAACUUUCAAAGUUUGUGUACCUGCAGGUGCAGGAGACAUAACUAGAAGUGGGGUGGCAAAUAGCUAAGGGCCUUCAAUAACCUUCUGGUAUAUUUUGAGAAUGCAUGUAUUUCGGUUUCCAGGUAAUAUGACAUACAGUUGUUUGUUUUUUUUGUCAUACUUUUUUUUGUUAUUUAGUUUCCCCCUUCAUUCAUCUCAAUGCUACCCUUUGUCAUUUAGACGAUGUUCUCAUUUCAAAUGCAUGUAUUUCCCUUCAUUUAUCUCAAUGCUGGAAUUUUCAGCCUGAUUUAGACAGUUUUCUCAUUUCAAAUACAUGCAUUUUUACGCUAGGAAAACACACCCACAAUGAUUAUGAUCCCCAUUACCUAGUGAUAUAUAUCAAGGGAAAUGUAGUAUUAGUCUAUGCAUUACUUCUCCAGCACAACAGUCACCAAACCAAGCCAAACACAAAGCGUCCAAACUUGCGAGUCAUGUAGGUAAGGGCUGAUGUCUGAAUAAGCUCGAAUGUUUUCUGUGUGGAAUGACUUUAACGGUGUUGAUUGAUUGAGUAGAGUCCAUGUGGAACCCUCGUGCGAAUACCUAAGAUCACGGCGGGUUCUUCUGCCCAUUCCUUAUUGGCACACGCCUUGAAUUUGCUCUUCGGAGUAGAGACAGGAGUUCCUGUUUGUGGUCACAUCAACAAUCACUAGUUUCUAAAUUCUAACCCACUUAGGAUUUAUUUUUUAUUGACGUUUCAAGCAAUGCAUUCCCAUAUGGUGGUUAGCACUUAGCACUGAAUGGUAGUCGUCGUAGCAAAUGGUCACAAGUGUCAUUGACGGAGGGUCUACCUAUCUUGGCUGAACCAUCAAGAUACAUGGCAGCCUUAAAUUAAGUUCAUCUUCUUGCCAAUUAUUGAUAUGAUUGUGUUCUUAAAAUAUAAGUUGUUGUACAAAAUCUUAGGAUUAGGCCUUUGAGACCAUUCGAGAACUAGCAUAGGAUAUGAUACUGAUAUUGGAAAAGUAUAUAUAGAAUUCUCCUUGAGUUUUAAUUAGUUUCCUGAUUGAACCAAAAGAAAAUUUCCAGUUAACUUUAUGCUCGAUUCCAUCACAUCACAUGAUAAAUUGUGGUAUCAUAUAUUCAGUAUGGACGUUAGAAUUGAAUUCUCCAUGGUACUAACCUAUUUGCAAGGUACUUUAUAGUUCAGUGGCGUUUUUUCCUUGUUAUAAAGAGUUAAGUGAGUUGGAGAAAGAUGCAUCCGAAAGUCGUUUAGUGACUUGGAUAAGGUUGAUUUUUGGUUAUGCAACAUCUUUAUUAUUAGUUUUAGCAUUUUGAAAGUUUUGACCAACAACUCAAACGUGAAUCAUGCCAAAUAGAGGAUUACACCUUGAGGUGUUCCCAUUGGGAACCUGCUCUAACAACUCCCCUACAGGCUAUAGCACAAGCGAGCAGGAAAUAAAAAACAAGAAUCUUUAGUGCCAUACUCUUUGGUAUAAGGACAUAGAACACCAUCCACCCGCAAAUGCACAACUACCAUGCAAGUUGAAGGAUUGUAUUUCUGCCCAUUGCCUAGUUACUUCCUCCAUGAUAGAUAAUGCAUUUUUUAUGUGCUGAGGAAUUGGUAGUAUAGUUGAAUGUUUAAGACGGUUCUCUUUGUGGUCAAAUCAGGAUAAAUAUUACUGAAAGUGAACGUCCUGCAUGGUGCGUUUGAAGAUGUAAGCUGCCAACAAUGAGAUCAAUGUAUAACCCCACCGUCAAGAGACAAAGGUAAGCAAUCAACUAUCUUACAUAUUGUAGUCACUUACAAACUGUUGGUAAAUCAUAACAGAAACACACCAGCACCUCUCACGUCUGUCGCAAGGGAAACCGUGGCUGAACUUGCAUGGCUAUGCGCACCACGUUGGGCCGGUUUAUAGGACAUGGAUCGUUUAUGGCUCUCUUUAUAUGCUGGGCUGAAGGCCCAAGCUUACCAUUCUCGAGGGACGUGAUCCCGUUUACGUUCCCGAGGGGUUCGCUGAUGCCAGGGCCGCCCAGAAUUGACGAAAUAGCUUUGGGCCUUUGAAACAUGACACUCCAGUGAACUAUAAAUAUCCUCACAAAAUAAAAUUGUAGGAGGAUAACGGUCGCGGCUCACGUCACGGUCGCUAAAUCCAUGGCCCAUGCAUGAAUGCGAAAAAAUCCCCGUCAACACACUCCCAUGCGUAAAUUAAUUGACCAUCCUUUUGGCAUGUUCUAUGAAAUCGUACCGUAUUCACGGUUUAACCACAAAUUAUUAAUAUCAGAGGCUAAAUUAAUAGGUGAUAUUUAACGGUCUAACGGUUGAACUACGAUUAAAUCACGGUUUUAUCAUAAAAUAUUAUAUUGCUAACUUUUCUAGUAUGAUAUUCGAUAUGGUUUCAUGGACCAUGCCUUUUAGCCGGAAUUGCAGACGUUACGGAGCAGGCUCUCCUAAUUACCUACUGCUUUCUCUCUCAAUUGACGGCUCAGCUCUCAGUCUCUCACCACGAGUCGGAUGCUCAGUUGCGGGAUAUUGCUCAACAUCUAAUCCAAACCCAAUGGAAUCCCUUUUCUUCCUCCUCCUUUGCACAUCUCUCGUUUUGUCUCUAAAUCUGAAUCUUCCCGAAGAAAAAAAGGAACCACCUCCGCCGUGUCAAGAACCAGUUGAUCCAAUAACUCAAGUUGUUGGGAGAGGUUCAAUCGUGGAUCAUAUACCACAACACUAACACGCCCCCUCAAACGAAAGCCACUCACAAGGGCUUGAAGUUUGCACAGGUCUGAAGACAAGAAUACCAUGUGCUUAACAAAUGGAGUCAUCGGGAAUCGAACACAAGACCUCUCGGUCAUAGAAGGCUCUGAUACCAUGUCAAGAACUAGUUGCUCCCAAUAACUCGAGUUGUUGGGAGAGGUUCAAUCGUGGAUCAUAUACCACAACACUAACACGCCCCCUCAAACGAAAGCCACUCACAAGGGCUUGAAGUUUGCACAGGUCUGAAGACAAGAAUACCAUGUGCUUAACAAAUGGGGGUCACCGGGAGUCGAACACAAGACCUUUCGGUCACAGAAGGCUUUGAUACCAUGUCAAGAACCAGUUGAUCCCAAUAACUCGAGUUGUUGGGAGAGGUUCAAUCGUGGAUCAUAUACCACAACACUAACACGCCGCCAUUAACCGAGAUAUCCGAAUCCCUGCUCCUGGACUCCGCCGGCGCCGUCCCGGUAGAGCGGGUGCCGGAGUGGAAGGAGCAGAUCACGGUCCGGGCCCUUGUCGUGAGCGCGUUGAUGGGCGGACUGUUCUGCGUCAUCACGCACAAGCUCAACCUCACGGUCGGAAUCAUCCCCUCGCUGAACGUCGCCGCCGGCCUACUCGGCUUCUUCUUUGUCAAGUCCUGGACUGGAGUUAUGUCCAAAUUAGGGUUCAGCGUUGCUCCGUUCACCAAGCAGGAGAACACGGUGAUCCAGACUUGCGUUGUCGCAAUCUACGGCCUCGCCGUCAGCGGUAAUGCGGUGGAUUUGGUUCCUACUUGAUUGCUCUGGAUGAGAAGACGUAUGAAUUGAUUGGGAAGGAUUAUCCUGGGAAUCGGCCGCAAGAUGUUAUGAACCCUGGACUAGGAUGGAUGAUUGGGUUUAUGUUCGUGGUCAGCUUUCUCGGGCUCUUUAGCCUGGUUCCACUCCGCAAGGUAGCUCAUUUAUCCAUUUCGAACACUGUCAUCAUUGAAUGUUUGCUAAUAUAUGCGUUGUGCGGAGAAGUUGAAGUUCCCAAUUCAGCAUACAAUUCGAGGAUAAAGUGUGAAUGUGGUUAUUGAUGAAAGGAUUCAAUGUUUUGGUCAUUUUGUACCUUGUGUUCUCUGUUUUUACUCUGUUCUAUCUGUAGUGAUUAGAUUCAAUUGGAAGAUGACUAAAUGGCUAAAUUGUUCGUUUGGAUGCUAAAUGUUUACUGUGUCACUUGUUAUGGUCUGCAUGGCACCGAAUUAUGGUUGGGUUGAUGGUCGGCUUCUUCUCUUACGUAUUUCAAAUCUGGUUCUUAUUUUGAUGAUAGGUUAUGGUAAUGGAUUACAAGCUUACUUAUCCAAGUGGGACUGCUACGGCAAUGUUGAUUAAUUGGUUUAGGUUGAAGAAGGUAGAGAAGAAAAAUGUAAACUACGAAAGACCGAUGAUAAUCCUUCCCUUGAUUUUACUUGACUAACCCCACUAAGAUAUACUUUUUUAUAUAAUAAAUACUACGAGAUACUUGUUGGAAGAAAAAUAUAGAGAACAAGUUCCUGAAUGACCUCCUCUGUACACCAUUAAAUGAAUAGCUUCCCUUUUACCAAUAUAUAUUUUCUCUAUACACUGGUGUUUAACUCAUUCCUUUCUUUCUGUUUGCUUUCAUGGGGAUUCUCAACUCUUGAUCCGCCGGAUGAUUGGAGGUGAUAUGCAUCAUGUUCGGGGUGGCGCUAUUUUGGAAGACGUUAGGAGCUUGGCAUCUUCCUUCCUCGAUGUUUCUUUCGUUUUUGUUUCUCGACAACUUAAUAGGGCUGCCCAUCAUGUGGCACAACAGGCCCUUUCAUCGGGAGUUCGGCUAUUUGUCGACUCCCGCGCUUUACUUUCUUCUGGCUUCUGACUUUGGUUUCCUUAUCUGACUUUGCCAAAAAAAAAAAUCUUCCUAUAAACGUAACAUGUAUUGUUGUAAAAUAAGUCGUCUUUAGUCUAUUUGAGAGCCUAUACACGUGUAGAAGUGUGUGCUAAGUUAAAUAUAUGAGAGGCAGAAAUAUUGUUGGAAAAAAUAAAAUUAAAAGAGGAUAGUGGUAGUGGUUCACAUCUAAGGAUGGUUAUUUGAAACCCUGUCAUCCGCGAUGGGGCGGGUAUUACCUGAGCCACAGUAACAUGGGGCGGGACAUGGGUAGCUACUUCCGACUUGUCUCAUUUUUAGCCUAUUAUAUCUCAAUUCCUUACAAUAUCUAUUCAUAUUUCUCAUAUUUAGACUUUUCUUUAACAAGUUAGAUUUGAUCUUUGAACUAGUUAGACUCAAUUACCUAUUAUAUUAUCACUAUUUUCAUCCUUAAAGUGUUUUCUCUCAAUUUUAUCAGAAAAAAGUAAAAUUUACAUAUAUUUUUUUCAAAUAAUAAAUAGAAAGAGUUGGUCGCCCCGCCCCAUACCCGCAUGAUAUUACCCUCUGCAACUCAUUAUAAUGUGGGACAAGACAUGAAUAUUGAGGUAGCCGUCUCACUUCUUCCCAUUUCCAUCACUACUCACAUCACCGUCGCUAAAAUCCAUCGCUGAUGUUCCUCUCAAAAAUCACACUCCCCAACGCAUAAACUAGUUGAUCAUCC
This is a messenger RNA of Linum trigynum, 6933 nucleotides long. NCBI's taxonomy places the organism in Eukaryota, Viridiplantae, Streptophyta, Magnoliopsida, Malpighiales, Linaceae. The record is from the annotation of a GenBank genome assembly.